Messenger RNA from Patella vulgata (common limpet), 6211 nucleotides. Its product is annotated as sushi, von Willebrand factor type A, EGF and pentraxin domain-containing protein 1. Gene Ontology annotation, molecular function: calcium ion binding. The record is from RefSeq and is a predicted model, not a curated record. NCBI's taxonomy places the organism in Eukaryota, Metazoa, Mollusca, Gastropoda, Patellidae. The transcript is spliced from 26 exons. Bases 33 to 4481 code for a protein of 1482 amino acids.
AUGUUUAUAACUUCUUGCCGUAGGUACUUAAAAUGGCGAUCGUUAUGCGGUGUACAAUAUUUGAGCUUGUUAUGGGACUCGUUUUUGUUACAACAAGCAGUGCAGUGAAAGAUUCGUGUCCUCUACAAAUUCUAGAGAUUAACGGAAUUCGUUUAGUCGAUUGUUCAUCAGAACCUGCAAGUGCAACCAAUUCUUACGUGGCCCACGGGAUUACAUGUAGCGUGACCUGUAAAUCGUACUAUUCUGAUAUAACACGGAUCCAAUGUUUUGAAGGACAAUGGCAAGGCUCACCCAUACAAUGUCCAGAAAAUGAGCAAAGAGAAACAGUCAAAAUAUCACGAAGAAAGCGUUCCUGUUCAUUUAGUGUAUGUAGCCUACCGGCAGCGACUAACUCUGGAAGUGAACCGCAUCUUAAAUGUCCGGAAGCUAUAACUCAGUUUGGGGAUCCUUACCAGACACAUGCUAAAGUUUUCUGGACCGAGCCUACAGCAACUGACGAUAGAGACGGUAUAAUAACACCCAAAAGGCAUGGUCUCGCUCCCGGUCUACUCUUCUCCGAAGGCAUAACUACUGUUGGUUACUCAGCCAGGGACAGAGCUGGAAACAUGGCAACUUGUACAUUCAGAAUCAAUAUAAUUGUAAUCCGAUGUCCUUUCCCAGAGAUAAUUACAGAUGGUUGGCGAAUUUGUCAUCCUAGUCAGGACUUUGUUUUAGCCGCAAACUGCCGAGCUGGUUGCUACGGGGGACAUGAUUUAAAUGGUGCCAGCCACUAUAAAUGUCUAAAGUCAAAGCAAUGGUCGGACAGUACGCCUAUCUGUGAAAAGAAGAUAUGUCCGCCUUUGAGAGGGAACCCAGACAAACAUUAUGAUGUUUUAUGCACGGAUGAGAGUUACUAUCGUAGUGUCUGUACCUAUACAUGUCACAAAGGAUACGGAGUGGCUAGUGGAAUGUCCAGGGUACGGGUCUGUCAAGAAGAUGCCAUUUGGAGAGGAAGAAAACCCGAGUGUAUAGACAACGAACCGCCAAAUUUUCUCUCGUGCCCAAGUACAAUCGUAGAAAUCGCUGUCAAGGGCAAGGACAGCACCACGGUGUCAUGGCCGAUUCCGAUAGUUGAUGACAACUCGAGAGAAGAUAUUAGUCCGGUGUUAAUUAAAGGGAAACAACCCAGUUCUACAUUCACGAUUGGUGUUCAUACUAUUGAAUAUAGUGCUAAAGAUUCGGCUAAUAAUAAACCCAAGACAUGUAAAUUUAAAGUGGUCGUUAAAGAGAUAAUAUGUCAUACAUUAUAUCCACGGGUAUAUCAAACAGUGUCCUGUCCAGAUGGUUAUCGUUAUGGUUCAGAGUGUAUUUUUGGAUGUGAUAGUGAAAUGUCGUUGUCUGAAGACCCUAAAACUACAUGCCACAAAACAGGAAGAGCGGGACGACCGGCCUAUGGUGUUUGGUCGUUUGGUAGUUCUCAACCUAGUUGUGAAAUCACUGCCAGUUGUCCACCUUUAACAUCACCGGACAAUGGUGCCAUAGCCUGUGAUAAUUGGUAUGGCGGGAAGGUCUGUCAGUUACAGUGUCAAAAUGGAUAUGAUUUAGCUCGUGAACACCGAGCGUUUAUUGAACAGAAACUGAUGAUUUGUGGAGACUCUGGUGUCUGGAAUCUGGAUGUUAACUUUCCUAGUAUUGUACCAAGAGAAUGCAAAAAAAUGCAAAGCUCUAAUGGCCGACUUUUGAUGGAAAUGCAUUUUUAUUAUGAAGGUGAUUGUAACAAUCCAAGCACCAAAAAUGAUAUCCAGAGCAAUUUUAUUACUAAUGUCAAGUUAAAUAAUAUUGGAUGCCCAGCGGCUUCAGCCUGUGUGGAAGUCAAUGUUAAUGUUGAAUGUGGGGUCAGUAGAGUAAAAAAGAGUGCUGACAUUAAUGAAACGAAUGCCAACGUUACUUAUGUGGCUAACACACUCCAUCUUAACAUACUUAUAAAAGCUUUAGAGAAUGACACAAUAGAUGACGUGAACGCAAGAACCACUGACGUUAUUACGCAUGUGCUUACGUUAAAAGAAACCAAUUUUACGGCUGGAGAUGGGGUGGUUACAAUUUUUAAAAUAGACACACCCACUUUGAGCGUUGAUUGUUCUGAUGGCUAUGUUUCUUCUGAUACUGGUAUAUACUGCAUACCUUGUCCUAUAGGCUCGUAUCAUGAUAAAACCCUAAACCAGUGUUUGAAAUGUCCGGUUGGUCAGUGGCAAGGUAAAGAAGGGAAGGCAUUUUGUAUACCAUGUUGGGUUGGUAGUACGACAAGGAUAGAUGGCGCUGUUGGUAGGGAUCAGUGUGAAAAUGGCUGUCCUGUGGGUACAUCUUCAGCUAAUGGUAUAGCACCAUGUACACCUUGUGGUAGAGGUCAGUACCAGUCAGACAUUGGUCAACGGUCUUGUGUUCGGUGUCCUGGAUCACAAACAACGGAAACAGAGGGUUCAUCAGAUAUUUCAUCAUGCUUAGAUUUUGAUAUACAGUUUCUAGGCAUGGGAAACGACAGUAUCGCUGUUCAGUAUGUAGAAAGUUCCGUGGAAGUAGAAGAUAUUAGUUUAAGUUUUUGGUUUAGCUGUUCAAUAUGUACUAACUUGUUUCAAAUGAAAGAUGAAACGAUGACAUGGAUAGAUAUGAAUAUAACAAAUACAUCAUUAAUCGUCACCAUAGAUCAGCAUGAUUAUAAUCUAGAACUUCCUUCCUUAACUAACAAAUGGCACCUUGUGAACCUUAUCCUAACUAACAAUAGUCUUAAAGUCUGGAAUGAUGGAACUCUGAAAAUAAACGAAGAUAUCAUUGGUAUAACUCAUAAUAUAUCUUCUAUUGAAUUAGGAGGUACGGAAUUCGUGGGAUCAAUCAGCCAAUUCCACGUGUGGAAUAACUCGAGAGAUAUUGCUGAUCAACCAUCUAAAUGUUUUGGUAAUUUGAGUGGGAACCUGAUAACAUGGAGAGACUUUAUACUUGCUGGAUUUGAUGGUUCAUUUGUUGAUUUACCCAGCACUUGUGAUGAUACCGAUGACUGUCAAUCACAUCCAUGUCAAAAUAAUGCAACGUGUGAAGAUGGACUUAAUGAAGUCACGUGUCACUGUGUCGUGGGAUUUACAGAUAAAUUCUGCCAUGUCAAUAUAAACGACUGUAUUAAUGGCGUAUGCUUGAACAACGGCACGUGUAUUGAUGACGUCGAUGAUUAUCAUUGUGGUUGUCCUACUGGUUUUAAAGGGAAGUAUUGUGAAAUUGUUGUUGUUGAUGGGGGUUGGACUGAUUAUGGUAAUUGGUCAGUCUGCUCUGCAUCUUGUGGUAACGGUACCAGGUACAGAAAACGUGUUUGUGAUGAUCCUAGCCCAGAUAAUGGAGGUCUGGAGUGUGAAGGGGUUGAUACUGAGGUUGAGGAAUGCAUACAAGCUGAAUGCAAAGUCUGUGAAGAUAUAGUUGCUCCUGAAAAUGGUUACAUCGAUUGUGACAACUCAACAGAUCAUAUAAUAUGUACAACUGGGUGUAACCAAGGCUACAUGAAUGAUAUACCACCUUUAAAACAAUAUUUAUGUGGACCAUCAACUUUCUAUGAAUGGAAUUAUCAUAGCGUAUAUAAUCCUUACAAACGACUUCCAUAUUGUUCUAAGUUUGAACCAGCAGUUACACUAAGCGUCAUAUUUGGCGGAACCUAUAGCAACUUAAACUGUGAACAGGCUGAUUUCACAGACAAGUUUCAGGAACAGACAAAACAGCAAAUAACAACAUUGCUAUCUAAAUUAGACUGUGUCAAAUCUCAAAUGUGUACUGUGGAUACAGUGAAAGUUUCAAGUUGUGCUAAUAUUGGGGACCGACAGAAGAGGUCACUGGAUGAAAACAGAGCUUCAAUUGAAGUUGUUAUUUCUUCCUUAUCACAAACAGAUCACAGUAAUAAAAUAAAACAACUCCAAGAAGCGAUUUCUUCGUUAGAUUCAUCGGCGCUUAAAGGAGAAUUUACGGUAGAUGUUUUACAGAAUAUCUAUGAAUUAAACAAUAAUUCUACAGAAAGCCAGGGUAAAGCAGGUUGUCCAGUUGGAAGUUGGCCAUAUGAUGUUUAUUGUGUACCAUGUGGUUUAGGAUCUUAUAUGAAGGAAGAUUAUUGUGAAUUGUGUGAAAUUGGUCAGUAUACAGAUGCUGUUGGUCAAACGGGAUGUAAAACAUGUCCUGUUGGUAAAACUACAAGAGGUCUAGGAUCUAGAGAUGAGUCAGAAUGUGAUGUUGAUGCCCCAAUCCCAGUUCAAGCUGUAUCCAUGGCUUUAAUUGUGGGCUUAUCUGUUAUGGUUGUUUUGGUCCUAGUUAUAAUAAGUAUCAUUUUCCUACGCAAGGGUAAACGGUUAUGUAGAAAGCGGAAACCUAAAGGUUUUGACAAUGCAGCUUAUGAGUUACACGGGCGGCCAGACAAACAGAUACCAAAAACAGCAUGGAGCGAAAAAAGUCUGUCUACAAACGAGUAUGUUAUGUGAACUUUAAUGAAUAGUAUUUUUAGACCGCUAGACUUUGUAUUUCUGUGAAGAGUGUUCUCAUCCUUUACGAAAGUGUUUUCGUAUGACAAAGGUCUGUGAUAUCUGUAUAUUUUGUUAUAAAUACACUGAAAUCUACUUUAUCUAUGUACAGAUUGAUAUUAUAAUGUUGUAUAAUCGUUCCAAACUUAUUUUAUACUAUUUAAUUAAUCCCGCCGUUACCCCUUUCCCGGUAGUCUUCAAUUCUAAAACAAAGUCUAAAUUAUUCCUCCAGUUAGCUGUAGGUGUUAUCCCUUUCCCAGUAGUCUUCAAUUCUAAAACAAAGUCUAAAUUAUUCUUCCAGUUAGCUGUAGGUGUAGGAACACCUGGUUUCACUUCUCUUUUAUUUGGAGAGUUGGUAUCGUCAACAAUGUUGCCCUUUUAUCGGACGUGGGAAACUUAUGUCAUUAUUGUUGUGUAUAGUUUUCGGAUUAGCUACACCAUGUGAAAAUGUAUAACCCUAUUCUGCAUGAUAAAAAAAUAGCAAUAGUCUUGAAAGUAAAAAAAAAACAGACUCCAAAUGUGGACCCCGAGGUGUCAGUAGUCUAUCAAUGUCAAAUGAUGCGCCCCCUUAUAUUUGUUUGAACUUUUGACAACUAUAAAUGAAACGUACCCUAAGAUCGCAAAACAAAAGCGUACUUUCUGUUGCUAAAAGAAAAAUAGAACAAUUUGGUGAUAAAAAUCCCAUCGCUUCUGCAGCUCGUCUUUGGAAUCAGUUGUCAGUACACAUCUCAAACUUACACAAAGUCACGGGUAAACAGUUUUUUUAUUUAAGCUCUCUUAUCCAGAUUAGAAACGGAUUGUUUUAUGUAUUCGCGCAUUUCAGACCAUAACUUCUUGGAUUGUGGCUCCUGGUUGUACGAAAAAUCACGUUUGAAAAGAGGAGCACGAGAAACCCCACGAGGUUGGACAGGCGACCCACUCCUGUUCACUUAACGGGGAAUCGAAAGCACGUCACUUGACUUAAUGACAGACCUUACAAUCUAGCGCGCACGCGUUAAACCAUUUAGCCACCCAACUCCCCUCUUAGCAUGCGUAAAUGGAUGGAUUAUUGAGUGCAUUAUAAAUUUACAUUAUUAUUAUUUUAUUAUUUGCCAUGGAAUUUACUUUAGAAAGAUAAACCGUUAUCGUAAAUAAUUUUAAAUUGGAAGUUUCCGGCGUUGCUCGUCCUUGUCAUCGAUGCCUGGCAAGGGAAACGUAUAGUCGUUCCGAUGGACGAAAGACCGAGGUCUCGUGCAUGUACACAUUGGCGUGCACGUAAAAGAACCCUUGGCAGUAACGCCGCUGUCCGGGCAAAAUGUCCCUCAUAGCCCACUGUAUGGCGUAUUCCCGUCUUUAUAGACCCAGUCGGAGCAGAACAAUAAGACGUUAAAUCUCAUUUCAUUUCUAAAUUAUUAGUAGUAAUCGGCCACUUCUUAUUAACACCAAGAUAAAUACGUUUUGUUUAAAUUUUGAUAUAUGAAUUUUAUUAGUAACUUCCAGCUCACCUAUUAUGGUGAUCCGUAGACACCCACCCAUUGUUUUUUUUAGAGCUACUGAUUUCUCUAUCUAUUGAGAUAAGACUAUCGCACCUCAUGAUUAAAAUAAAGCUAAAUAUAAUUGCAUCAUUUUUUUGUGAUAUAUAUUAUUGGCUUUUUUACCAUAAUGAAUUAUACUGCGACUAGAUUAAUUAUAUUUAUAAUAAAACUUUAUAA